AUGGGCCGGGGGACAGAGAGGAAGUCCACAGAGUAUUACACUAACAGCCCAAACUUCUGCAUUUUUAAUAUCAGAAGUACUAUUCAUUUAGAAUAUGAAGGAACAUCAUUUUCUGAGUGGAGUGUGUCAGCACCUUGUUCUGUAAAAGACAGAAGAUCAACCAAGACAGAAUUACGUUGUUCUUCUCCUGGUUAUCAUCACAUAAAACCCAUUGUUACAGGCCCAGUAAAAGAGAGCCGCUAUCUGUCGGUGGAUAAUUCUCAAAUUUGCUUUUUGUGGUAUUACAGAGUUAACUAUUUUAAUUUUCCCGAAGUUAUAUUUAUAUGGGUAUAUGAUCCAGAAAAUGCAGAUCAUGAUGAGUUGCUAUGGAAAGCAAAUGAACCUUCACUAAAUUCCAUAAUACUUACCAAGCAAUUCACCGCUUUGGGACAGAAGCCUGCCAUAUAUACAAUUCUAAGGAGAAAACAGUAUUUUCCAACGGAGCCAUUGAAGAAUGGGGUCUGGAAAAUAUCAAUACCAAUGAGAAAAGAUGAUAUAGUAAAGAAUAUUGUAGGAAACAAAGUGGCUUUUCAAGAUUGUUUUGUUGCAGAUUUUGUUUUUCUACUGACUCUUCCUGUGAUGACCAUACCUGAGAUUCCUGGUUAUUUACCACUGUCUACACCAAGUGGUAGUCAACUAAUAGUUGACUGGGAUGCUUGUGUUCCUUCAGCUGCUGUUGUGGUAACUGAAAUGGAGACCUUUCAAACAAAUGAUUCAUUCCUUACUUGGACAAAAAUCAGAGUCCCUCCAGGCAUUCUGAAUGAUGAUGAAAGACACCAUGUCACAGAUAUGUGCCUAUCAGAGGGUAGAAUAUUUUUUAUAAUAAAUGGUAUACUUUACCUAAAAGAUUUUCUUAAAUUUACAAGACUGGGAAGAAAUGAAAAUCUUCCUGAUGAUGGAAUUAUUGGUAUUACAUCAAGAAGAUGGUGUUGGGUCAACUAUUUAUUCAAGUCUCAAGGAAAAAGAAGCAGCAUGGCAGUCUGGACAGAAAAUGAAGUUUAUCUUGGUAGUCCAUAUCAACCCAGUGACACAAGACAACAAGAACCAUAUAAUUUAUUUAGAUUUAACAAGAUAAUAACUACUACAGAACUGAAAAAUCUUCUACGUCUGUCAUCGACUGCUAGUCUGACCAUACACUCUGUUGACUAUACAGCACAUCCUUUGGAACUUGCCUUAUUGUUAAGUUACUGUGUUGCAUGCACUUCCAGCAAAAAGAUUUACCUGGUAAUAUAUAAUGAAGAUACAAAACAGUGGAUGUACCAAGACUUUGCCUUAGAUGUCCCUAUUGACAGUUUUUUAGUUUCCCAUUUUCUAUAUUCAGCAACGCCAGAAUUACUACUAUCGGACAAACACAGGAUCUAUUACAGUUAUCAUAAUUUCACAGUUUCUGGAAUUUUACAAGCACCUGUGGAAAAUGGAAAUCUAUCAAGGUUAUCACAGAACAGCAGUAUUCAUGAUGUGUUUUUAGAUUAUUUUGGGAAUAUUGUGAUAAAAAUGGAAAAUAAUAUAAUGUUUUAUUCCAAGGUGAAUAUUGAAGAUGUAAUACAGCUACAUUCAUGGACAAAUAAGGCCAUACAAUCAUUCUUUGGCUUGGAUAUAUCUGGUCAAUUAUAUUUUGUAUACAUUUUUGAAAACGGUACGUUACAACCACAGAAAUAUCCCUUACAAUUGGAAGCACAAAGUGUAAUCUUUCAAACAAAUGAAAACUGCCCCUACAUUGCAUUUCAUACUAGUCUUACACGUAUUUUUUACGUUUUGGACAAGAGAGAGGUCCUGUCGUUUUGGGUUCAAGUGACGUAUCCAGAAAGUAGUGGUCUAUACAUUAUUUUGGAAUCCUAUGGUCCAAAAAUAAUAAAAGAGAAAAGAAAGUUUACCUUUGAAGUCAUCUUAGGGUACUGCACUAAAACCAUGUAUGUAACAUUUUCUCAGGCUGUAAAUUAUGAGGCAGUAGAUGAUUACUUCAAGUUACAAGACCAGACCUCGGGUCUUGUGCUUUUCAAUUUCCGGCCUAGUAAAUAUUCAAAAGCAUGUACAGCACCCAAAAAGGUAAUCCAAGUAGCAGUCGGCUGUAAUUCCAAGAAAUACAUUGCUGUUAAAGGGCAAAAAGUAAAAUAUGAUUGGGAAUCAUAUGGCUGCCCAUUAAGACUUGAUUUCAGAAAGAAGUUUAAGCCUUCGAUUCAAUUCUUGGGAGCCCCUUCUAGCAGGGCUGUACUGCACGACUUGGGAGCCACUUCCUUGAGUGGUUGUUUAAAUGAAGCACAGACAUGGAAGUCAAUGACUGAACUUAACAAGCAUCUCCCAUUGGAAAAGGCCUGGGGACCUGAGAACUAUAAGCACUGUUUUUCUUAUGCUAUUGGAAAACCAGGAGACUUGAAUCAACCAUAUGAGAUUAUCAACAAGUCUAAUUAUAACCAUAUAAUUUGGCCCCUGGACCAUUCUGGAAUGUAUGUAUUUAGUGUGAAGAUCCUGGAUCCAAACUACAGCUUCUGUAACCUAACAGCUAUAUUUGCAAUAGAGACCUUUGGAUUGAUUACCAGACCAAAUGGCUACCUGGUAGCUUCUUUCCUCUUUCUCCUAAUGCUAUUAUUCUUCAGUAUUCUAGUUUUGAGCUACUUGCAUUAUAUGAAGAUUUAUAGACAAUAUAUUUAUGAACCACUUUCACCUGAGGGAAAACAAAAGAAAAUGUAG
This is a messenger RNA of Trichechus manatus latirostris (Florida manatee), 2727 nucleotides long. It is a transcript of the gene CATSPERE, whose product is annotated as catsper channel auxiliary subunit epsilon. Gene Ontology annotation, biological process: sperm capacitation; flagellated sperm motility. Bases 1 to 2727 code for a protein of 908 amino acids. The transcript is spliced from 20 exons. NCBI's taxonomy places the organism in Eukaryota, Metazoa, Chordata, Mammalia, Sirenia, Trichechidae. The record is from RefSeq and is a predicted model, not a curated record. Gene Ontology annotation, cellular component: sperm principal piece; CatSper complex.